AUGGCUACAAAUUCGCUGAGUAAAUUGUCCUUGGAAAACCCAGCCAGCAUCAAGUUGCCUCCCAAGUGUACUAUAUGCUGCUUCCAAGGUCAGCACCGACUCUCAGCCGCCGCCGAGUGGCUCAAUCCGAACAAACAAUGGUGGAUUCUAUAUCUCUAUGAUGCCACCAAAUUGACUCCCGCCGCGCGGAGAAAAUUGCGCGAGUCUAAGGCAAGCGCUCAAGAGUUCUGCGACGGCGAUAUAUUCCGGAGCUCACCAUCGGAAUGCCGUGAUUUCAAGGAAAUAUAUCAACCCAAGAUUGAUCACUACCCCGCAUUCCGCGAGAGCCUUGAUAAUCUCCUACAAUUCCCUGCGUUUUGGAGCCCCUGGCUUAUGGGUCUGUAUUUAUCCAGUCUGAAGAUCCCAGAGGAGCUUGCGUCUUAUCUUAGUUACAUCUAUUUUACCUGGGUUAGCCUCACUUGCAAUCAGCUACACCUACUAGACACCGAGAUAGUCGAGCAGCUUAAAGGACGAUGUCCUUCUCUCUCGAAGGCCGACCGCUUGCAUAUAAAUCGUGUGUUUAACCAAGAUGCCGCGUUAUCUUUCUGUUCAGAUACCUGGCUCCGUUCAGAACUUCGGCAGGCUGCCCUAGAGUAUACGGGGAUUAUCCCAUCUCUACGGAUAUUCCUUGAGAACAUUAAAUACAUCCGACCCAUGGUAUACGUUAUUAAACGACUCCUGCCUCCCAAAUUUAGUGGGACGAUCCGUCAGACAAUGCAUCGCUUCUAUGUUCGCCUACAGAACAACCGGUUUCCGAUACAGAUUGCUGAGAGCUGCGUGGAGGAAAGGCCACACCCGAAUGAUGGCUACGGCUUUUGGUCUGCAUAUCGUCAGGUUUUUCUGUUUGCCAUGCGUCACUUCUAUGGCCUUUCUGAUUCGCCCCCACUUGGUCAUAACCGUUACGCGCGAUUGGGCCAGUUGCCCAAUUCGGAAAAUCUAUGGAUGCAGUUUAAAGAACUCACUCGUACGGUUGGGUUCAUCUUGCCUGGCUCUCGCAUCUCGACAAGACCUGUCCAGUAUAGUCCAGAGUUCACCGCUAUCUAUAACCUACUGACGCGCCUUCGACCGCCAAGGGAUUUCGAAUAUGAUCCGUCUGUCCUUAUACAAUGCAGCACUCAGGUCGUGGGUGUACUUCAGAAUAUAAAGCAGGGGCGGACUCAGGAACAACGUCCUGCUCUCGUCACAGAUGUCCAGGAACGCUGGUCAUUGGACAGGCGCUGUGGUAUGACGGAUAUCGGGAGUUUCUUUUUCGACCAGGACUAUCUGUUCCUACAACAUAUAUACUACCCUCAAAGCACCAUGCAAGGCCAAGACUUGUCAAAAUUCGCUGUGAAGAGAGACAUCUUCAUGUCCUUUGUCCCUGAAUUUCUGGACGACCUUGGCAUGACGGAGCCUGUAUCUAACCACUCGGUCAACCUGGAGCCUGAAGCUGAGGCGCCUCUAUCGAAGGAGACGGUUGGAACCGGAUCAAUGACUAUAGCGGUCCAUGAUGAUACAGAGAUAAGCGAAGACCCUCUGAUGCCAGCUACAAAUCGUUCUCCUACGGAGCAAACUCGGGAUAUGUCACCUCUACAGUUGCACGUCCUGCUAUCCUUGACCAAUGAUGUUGGAAGCGUGAAUGCACUGGUGCCCGUUAAUCAGGUGCCUGAGCCAUCUCAUCAAGAGCUGGUACCGUUCGACAAAGCACGCAGAAGUACGGAAGCCGAGACCCAAGCUAGCUCAUCUCUGACGAGUUCUGCGCUUAGCUUUAUCAAAUGGCAGACCCUGGAUGCAUGUACUUACUCGACGACGCUGUCUCCGGGAGAAUUUCAGAGUCUCCUUCGCGGGCAAGCACGAGAGAACGUUCCUUACGGCACAUUUUACCACGUAGAUACAAGAGAGAUCCUUUGUCUUUUAUGCUCAAGCGCUAAUAAAUUCCCCGACUUACUCCCUGAAAUAGGAAAGUUUUGGUGUGCAAAAGCCACCGAAGUGCGUGAAGCCGGCGAGACCCUUAAGCUUCUGCUAGUGGAAGACGUGGUAUCCCUUCUGAAGCGAGGACCAGAUGUCUUUUUCAUGGGGUAUUGGGGAAGCGGAUACAACUCUGGAUUAUUAAAUAUGGAUAAGGAUGGUGGCACAACAGAGCACCUUGUAUUACCACGCUUCGAUAGCGUCGGAAAGAGGUGGGAGUUGAUUUCCUGGGCAGAAUAG
Messenger RNA from Aspergillus pseudonomiae, 2226 nucleotides. RefSeq lists its product as uncharacterized. The transcript has 3 exons. The record is from RefSeq and is a predicted model, not a curated record. NCBI's taxonomy places the organism in Eukaryota, Fungi, Ascomycota, Eurotiomycetes, Eurotiales, Aspergillaceae. The coding region runs from base 1 to 2226 and encodes 741 amino acids.